UUCACACAUUUUAUUGUCAUUGCCGUUAGAGUUGGUUGGGCCUAGGAAGCUCCGCCUCUUCAGUCUUCCCUUCGAUGCAUUCUAGAGAACUUUUCUCCUCUUUACAUAAAACACUCUAACACCAUUUUCAUCAAACAUACUCGCUGCCUUCUCUCCCCCAAUUCUCUCUCACUAAAACCAUGUCUCAUUCCCACCUUCUCCACACUUCUUUCAUCCCCACCGCUCCCCCUUCCCUCCGCCGCCGACUCGGCGGCGGCGCCCACCUCCCCCGAAAGCCCCAUCUCAUUCAAUCCAAGAUCCGAGAAAUCUUCAUGCCGGCUCUCAGCUCCACGAUGACUGAGGGAAAGAUCGUCUCUUGGGUCAAAUCGGAGGGCGAUAAGCUCGCAAAGGGCGAAUCCGUUGUCGUGGUUGAGUCCGACAAGGCGGAUAUGGAUGUGGAGUCGUUUUACGAUGGGUAUUUGGCCGCCAUUAUUGUUGACGAAGGUCUUUCAGCUGCGGUUGGAUCCACGAUUGCUUUACUCGCCGAGACUGAGGAAGAAAUUGCCCUCGCCCAAUCGAAGAAAUCUUCUUCUCCCGCCCCCGCAUCAGCCUCCGCCGCUGGAAGCAACGAUGCUCCGGUGGUGCUCGAAGAAAUGCCGAGCCCAGUUCCUGCUGCUGCGCCAGUUGUAGCUAGUGUCAGCAGCAAUGCUGGUGCGGUGGGCUCAGCUGUGCAUCCAGCGUCUGAGGGAGGCAAGAGGGUGGUGGCUUCGCCUUACGCGAAGAAGCUGGCGAAGGAUUUGGGGGUGGAUUUGAAGGGAAUUGUUGGGAGUGGACCCAAUGGAAGAGUGGUGGCUAAGGAUGUGGAGGCUGCUUUGGCGGCUGUGAAUGUUGCCACCACGGCUGCUGAGGUGGCUAAGCCGAGUGGCGUAGAGUUGGGCUCUGUGGUGCCAUUCACGACGAUGCAGAGUGCUGUGAGUAGAAACAUGGUUGAGAGCUUAGCAGUGCCAACAUUCAGAGUGGGGUAUACUUUCACAACAGAUGCUCUUGAUGCUUUAUACAAGAAGAUUAAGUCUAAAGGAGUGACUAUGACAGCAUUGUUAGCCAAGGCAACAGCACUUGCUCUGGUCCAACACCCCGUUGUGAAUUCCAGCUGCAGAGAUGGCAAGAGCUUUACAUAUAACAGUCAUAUUAAUGUUGCAGUAGCAGUAGCCAUAGAUGGUGGUUUGAUCACACCAGUACUUCAAGAUGCUGACAAGAUCGAUAUUUAUUCAUUAUCGAGAAAGUGGAAGGAAUUGGUUGAUAAGGCACGAGCGAAGCAGCUCCAGCCUCAGGACUAUAAUUCGGGCACUUUCACCCUGUCUAACCUCGGAAUGUUUGGUGUGGAUCGCUUUGAUGCCAUAUUGCCUCCAGGAACUGGUGCGAUCAUGGCUGUUGGAGCUUCUGAACCUACUCUUGUUGGUACAAAGGAUGGUCGGAUCGGACUGAAAACUCAGAUGCAGGUGAAUGUAACAGCAGAUCAUCGUGUGAUAUAUGGUGCUGAUCUGGCUGCCUUCUUACAAACCCUGGCCAAGAUAAUCGAGGAUCCUAAAGAUCUAACACUUUAGAUUUGUCGUAUCAUUGGAGAUUGAAGAUUUUGUUUCCGUAUCACCUUCUUUAGUUAACCUCCUCUUUCAAGGCGAAUUAAGAUGCAGAUAUCUUCAGACAAGAGGGCCCACUGACUGAUACAGAACGAAGACGUUGUAUGCAAGUGUCGCAUAUGAUUUUAUUUGUUUUGUCUAGUUGAAAGUGUUGCAUACAUUUAGUUUAUAAGAGGUCUUUUUAUUGCUUCAAAUGGUGACUGUGAAUUGUUUUGGUCUUGAUGCUACAAGUUCUGAUUUGAGUUA
Messenger RNA from Salvia hispanica, 1862 nucleotides. RefSeq names its product dihydrolipoyllysine-residue acetyltransferase component 5 of pyruvate dehydrogenase complex, chloroplastic. The record is from RefSeq and is a predicted model, not a curated record. Gene Ontology annotation, molecular function: dihydrolipoyllysine-residue acetyltransferase activity. Gene Ontology annotation, biological process: pyruvate decarboxylation to acetyl-CoA. Gene Ontology annotation, cellular component: chloroplast thylakoid; chloroplast envelope; pyruvate dehydrogenase complex. NCBI's taxonomy places the organism in Eukaryota, Viridiplantae, Streptophyta, Magnoliopsida, Lamiales, Lamiaceae.